Messenger RNA from Lytechinus variegatus (green sea urchin), 2934 nucleotides. RefSeq lists its product as uncharacterized. Bases 188 to 2212 code for a protein of 674 amino acids. The record is from RefSeq and is a predicted model, not a curated record. Gene Ontology annotation, biological process: netrin-activated signaling pathway. The transcript is spliced from 7 exons. Gene Ontology annotation, molecular function: netrin receptor activity. Gene Ontology annotation, cellular component: membrane. Lineage: Eukaryota; Metazoa; Echinodermata; Echinoidea; Temnopleuroida; Toxopneustidae.
CAACCGACAUGUCUGUAACGCAUCACGCACAGUUGGCCCGUUGGCGGUGCACCGGCAUGGCUGUGCUACUUAGUCUCAGAGGAAUGCCAAGCUCAAGUUUUGAGAAGCUCGUCCAUUUGAAGCAUCAAUGUUGACAGUCCUACAUGUACAGUACAUUUCAUGAUCUGCAGAUUUUUGGUCUUCUUUGAUGAUUGGAAUUGGAAAGCCCUUUGCAAAAAUGUUCCCAAACCAUAUCUGCAGUUUUGACGAGGUGGAUGGAGCUCAGAGUUCUCAUGUCAAGAUGGUUGCAAAAGGAUGCUCAAACAUUUACCAUGAAACACUUUCUAACAGUCCAAGUUGGAAAUGUCUUCCUCUAAAAUGUGACAGCUCUCUCCAAGAAAGUUACCAGUACCAUUAUGAGUGGAGUAAUGAUAGUCCGAGCAGUCUGGCUAGUUCUUGUCAGUCACCGGAUCUUGACUUCAAUCGAUCCGAUGGAAACCAUAGUUGUAUUGGAGGACCAAUCAUCAGUGAGUUCAUAGGCCCAGAAGGGGGUAAACUGGAGCUCUAUGGCAAUGUUCUUACCAUACCGAGAGGGGCCGUGUCAGAGAAGACCAAAUUUGAGCUUGGUCUGGUCUGGAACAAAUGCCUCAUGCCCUCCUUUGAGACUGACUGUCAAAUUACAUCCAUUCUAAGCUGUCAACCUUCUGGUGUAAGGUUCCAUCGACCGGUCAUACUUAGCUUACCUCACUGCCUAGAAAGGAACCUGUGUAGCAGCAAACAGAUGAGGCCAGUACUGUACAGCAGUCAUCAUGUGUCUGGUGGAAAGCCUACAUGGUCAAGGUACAGAGUUCCGGCCAGCGAUUACUCUCUGGAGAAUGAUAAGAUACAUGUUAAGGUAUUUGACUUCUGUUACCUUGUCUGGGCGUUUGAUGAUGACCGUCCCGACGUGGAAGCCAAGAGGAUGCGCAUCGUUCCAUAUGCUUCACCCAUCUCUGCUGGACAGGAUCAGAAGAUCAGGCUUCAUGUCAUUGAUGAUUUAGAGGCAGUGAAAGAGAAAGUGAAAAAGGAAGAGGAAGAACUUGGAGGAAAACGUCUGACAAGCUAUCAUUCCUAUGUGUUUCUGAAGAACCAAGGAAACCUGAAAAUGGAGAUAAGUUGGCACUCAGUAGGCUGGGUCCUCUGCUCUUCUCCAAUGAUCAAUGUGCCGUUUCGAGAGAUGUGGGCUUGCGAUCACAACUCCUCCGAGCUGCAGUUCAAUCACCAAGGACAGAACUCUGAUUUUAAAUGUAGGAUUGACAUUCAUCAAGUGGGUAAUGACAGCAAGGUCACUUUGUCAUUUGCCCAUGAUGUUCAGACUGACUCUUCUGAUAGAUCUGAAGGUGUAGCUGUUGAAAGAAGAGUUGAUGUAAUGCUUUCAAUGCCAAGAGAAGAAACAAGGUCAGUCAGACCCAGCGCAGUGCAGUUACAGCUACCAAAAGUCCCACCUCUUCCAGAUAUUCCAUUGUUGUCUUUGACAGCAACCAAUGGCAUGACACCUAGGCAGCAACACCUUAGGUCUUCUCCUGCUGAGCUAGGGGCCAAUCAAAAGUUUCAGUUUUCUUUUGGCGCAGUCAGUCUACAUGGUGAUCAGCAGAGUUUUGGAGUGCCUUCUAUCGAGAGGGCCAAUGCACUUGGAGCAUCAAGACCAGACCAGGUAGAGGGGUUGGAUUUGGUUAGCAGAAGGGAGACUUCUCAUUAUGGGAAACCAUCUCAGAAUAAAGAAAUGGUCUCUGCCAUAAACAAUUUAAAUCUUAAUCAUUCCUAUCCUACACGAGAUACAAGUGGAAAUAAUAAAGCUCUUAACCAGUAUUACAUAGGGAAUGUAAAUGUACAUGUACCUGAAAGAGCAGAUCAACGGUUACCGCAUAUGUCUUGGCUUGUGGAAAGUAGAAACAUUAUACCCUUCCAGUUGAAAAAACAACUGUCCGUGAAGUUGAGUGAGUUAGAAGGUGUCAGAAAUUGGAUGGAUCUUUCCAGGUAUUGGAAAUUAGAUAAAAAAUAUGAUGCUGUAGCACGUACAGAAUCAAAAUCACCAUCAUUUACUAUCCUUUGCCUAGCAGAGGAAAGGAAAAUUGUGAGGUCAUUGGAUGAUUUAAGAACUGCACUUAAAGCGAUUGAUAGAGAUGAUUGUGUAGAUCUUGUAGAUGAUUAUGAAGGAAUUUCAAGAUCUGCUGAGAGUGAUAGUGAUUUAUGAAUUCAACAUAAUUACAGUGAUGUUAUAGACCCAAAUGGAUAUCGUUAUCAUGGACCUUGAGAGUGCCUUUGAUGUUGUUCCUCACACACUCCUACGACACAAGCUAAGAAAGUGAGGCAUCAAAGGACCUUACUUUCUUCACUCUCAUUCUUCCUGACAAAUAGAUGUAUGAAGGUCAUUAGGAAUUGGGAACACUCGACUUCAUUACAGAUCACAUUGGGAGAUCCCCAAGGGACUGGUGCUUGACACAUGUCUCUUCGUCUGUCCAGGGGUAUGAGAGUUUUUGCAGAUUUCAGCUAUUUUUUGCCUUUGAUUUUCAGCUUCAUUUCAGCUUAUAUUGGCUCCCGGGGGGGGGGGGGGGCACUCGACCAAAAAAGUGGUAAGGGUGUGCCACGGGCAAGGCAAAAAAUGUGGCCUUGGAGCGGGCUUACUGUAAAAAGGAGGGUCCUCGGAACGGGCUUCGGAACUACAAAUGUUUGUGAAAACGGGGGUCCUUGGAACAGAUCUCCAGCGUGUGAGUGCGUAUACGCAUCCCUAUGGAACGGGCAAUCGUGUUUAGGUUUAUAUCACUCUAUAUGCAUGAUGCAACUAGCGUGGCCUCCGCUGGGUGCGCUCGCGCUGAGGCGAUGGUCGAAACGCUCUACGGCCGGUUUUCACCAAAAUUGCCGGCAGCUCAUUGUAGCAGAUCAAUGCGACCGGAACGGCGUAACGAAAAAUGCGAA